Myotis myotis is the source of this 1093-nucleotide messenger RNA. RefSeq names its product cathepsin L2-like. Lineage: Eukaryota; Metazoa; Chordata; Mammalia; Chiroptera; Vespertilionidae. The transcript has a single exon. Bases 134 to 862 code for a protein of 242 amino acids. The record is from RefSeq and is a predicted model, not a curated record. Gene Ontology annotation, molecular function: cysteine-type endopeptidase activity. Gene Ontology annotation, cellular component: lysosome. Gene Ontology annotation, biological process: immune response.
GUGUGGCUCUUCCACAAACUACCACGUGUGGGUGCACACGUACAGUGCGAUUGAAACUUCGUGGCCACACUCUAGGGGCCAAAGAGUCACAUGUGGCUAGCGAGCCGCAGUUUGCCGACCACUGAUGUAGGUGAUGAAUGGCCAUCAAAAUCAGAAGCACAAGAAAAGGAGAGUGUUCUGGGAACCAUACAUUGUUGAAAUCCCCCCAACUGUGGAUUGGAGAGAAGAAGGCUAUGUAACUCCCAUGAAGACCCUGAGUCACUGUGGUUCUUGUUGGGCAGUAAGUGCAACUGUUGCCCUUGAAGAACAGAUGUUCCAGAAAACUGGCAGACUUAUCUCAUUGAGUGAGCAGAACCUUGUGGACUGCUCUCAGGCUCAAGGCAGUGAGGGCUGCAAUGGUGGCCUAAUGGAUAAUGCUUUUCAGUAUGUUAAGUCCAAUGGAUGCCUGGACUCAGAGGAGUCCUGUCCAUAUCAUGCAAAGGUUGGACCCUGCAAAUACAGGUCCGAGGAUUCUGUUGCCAAUGACACUGGCUUUGUGGACAUCCCUGAGCAGGAGAGUGCCCUCAUGAAGGCAGUGGCAACCGUGGGGCCCAUCUCUGUUGCUGUAGAUGCAAGCCAUCUUAACUUCUGGUUCUGUGAAGAUGGCAUUUAUUAUGAGCGGCACUAUAGCAGCGUAGAUCUAGAUCAUAGCAUACUGGUGGUUGGCUAUGGCUUUGAAGAAGAAGAAUCAAGUAACAAUAAAUAUUGGAUUGUCAAAAACAGCUGGGGUGAAGCUUGGGGCAAAAGUGGCUGCAUAAAGAUGGCCAAAGACCGGAACAACUACUGUGGAAUCGCCACCACGGCCAGCUAUCCUACUGUGUGAGAUGAUGGUGAUAAAGAAAGACUUGAUUGAGAACAAGAUAUCCAGAGAAGGAAUUUUUAUUUUAAAACUGACCACAUUUUACUUAAUGGGAUACAACACUUCAAUCUUGAAGAUCCAAACUGUUAUUUGAAUUCUGUGAUGUUUACAUUGGUAAAAUGUUAUUUCUUUUAUAUAAGGAUGUAUAAAUUUUUACCUUUUAAAAUAAAAAUUUUUAUUACUUUUAAUCCUAAA